Molecule: messenger RNA, 5012 nt
Organism: Maylandia zebra (zebra mbuna)
Lineage: Eukaryota; Metazoa; Chordata; Actinopteri; Cichliformes; Cichlidae
Source: RefSeq, a predicted model, not a curated record
UUAUUUCAUAUAGAUUUUGGCCAUUUCCUGGAUCAUAAGAAAAAGAAGUUUGGCUACAAAAGAGAGCGAGUGCCCUUUGUUCUGACACAAGACUUUCUCAUCGUCAUCAGCAAAGGAUCCCAGGAGUGCGCAAAGACCAAAGAGUUCGAAAGGUUUCAGGAGAUGUGUUAUAAAGCCUACCUAGCCAUCAGGCAGCACGCCAACCUCUUCAUCAACCUGUUCUCCAUGAUGCUCGGCUCUGGCAUGCCUGAGCUGCAGUCAUUUGACGACAUUGCCUACAUUAGAAAGACGCUGGCACUGGAGAAAACAGAGCAGGAGGCACUGGACUAUUUCAUGAAGCAGAUGAAUGAUGCUCACCAUGGAGGGUGGACCACCAAGAUGGACUGGAUAUUCCACACAAUUAGACAGCAUGCACUAAACUGAUGCUGCAGACAAACCCAAUCCACCAGUCCCAGCAUGGAGUACUUCACGCAGACGAGUCUUUCAAGGCUCUUCUCGUUUACAGCAGAUAUCACAAAUGGCUCCCUGAGGAUGGAUGCUUGCAGCUUGAUCUGUUUUUUCUUUACAGCAUUUUUCUUUUUCUAAACGAGGCUCUUGUGUUUCUGUGGGUUUUUUGGGGGGGUUUUGUUUUUUGUUUGGUCUUGAUGAUGCCGUCCGAGUAUCCGCUGCCUGUUUCAGGGUCUACAUGGGAGCAUUUUCCUGUUGCUGUGGAGGUGUACCCACCAUGGCUAUUAUGCUUCCUCUGUAUUUUUUUUUUAAACCACAACAGGAACAAACUGGCCAACCAAGGAAAAUCUUAUCCUUUUACUCCAUUGCUCAGUGAUAAAAACCAAAACUCGGAAAACUCAGUGUAAAGAUGACAUUUUUGCCAAGGUAUAAAUGUAGCCACACAGUUCAACCUGCUGCCCCCUCUGCUGUAUUAGUGCUGCACACUUUCUCCACCUAGAAUGGAGGUUGUUUUUUUUUUUCAUUAGGAGCUAGUUGGCACAAGAAAUAGUCUAAAUUAGCUGCGGUUUGUUGUACAGUACGGGAUAACUGGUGCACGGGAGCCUUUAUGAUGUCUUCCCCCAUCUUUGUGGUGAAGUCGCCCCUUCGCAGAUGAUUUGGAGUUGUCUCUCCUUCCUUUGAACUCCUUGUGUGGAAACGUCAAGGUUGCAAAUCUGCAGGAGAGUCUUUGAGUUGUUUUGCACAGAUCUGUAGGCCUCCACCCUCCACUCCAAACAGCCUCAUUGAGUCAGCACUUCACCCCAGAGAUGGUGGUGCAGCUUUAGACUCUUGCAUAAACUUCAGGGUGAUGAUGCCUUUCCAUCAAAAAAACAGCACUUAGAGAAUAAUAUACAGAUUUAUUAUGACUUUUUAAAUUUAUUUAUGUACCUAGUUUCUUUCAGUUUCAGCAAAAGGCAAAACCUGAACUUGACUCUUCAGAAACACGGUUUUGUUUUGUUUUUUCAUUGUGUGUGUGCGUGUGUGUGCGUGUAUCUGUAAAUAUAAUUGAGGUUGAAGCAUCUGUGUUACAUGUUUGCAGCUUCACACUACCACCAGUGCUACCACUUACCCCUGUUACUUUACCCCUCAAUUUUCAAUUUUUUUAUAUUCACAAAGUAAGACUGAUGUUGUUGUUUUGGGGGGUUUUAAGCUUUUUUUUCCUUAUAUUUAACAUCUAAUUUGGCCUUACCCGAUUCGUUGUGGCUAGUUUACAGCCCUACUUGGGAUAAUUUGUUAAAUGAUGCAAAAUGGAAAGCGUUAAAGUGCCAAUAUCACAUUUGAAAAAUGAGACCUAUAUUAAGCCUCUGGCUGUUUGUUUGUUUGUUUGUUGUUUUGUUUUGUUUUGUUUUUUGGCAAGCAGAGGCCCUGGGGAAUGUCAAGUCUUCCUCUUGAUUAAAAGCCUUGGCAUCACAGCACAACACUGCACACUGUUGAGCCCUACAAACUCUGCCUAAGCAAACCCUGACAGCACUAAGUCAAAAAGCAUGGCAGGCUUAGCGAAUGAUUUGACCGCCUUAGCGGUCCUUUUGACCUUGUUAGACUGGCGGGUCUUGACACAUCUCUCAUUAGAAAGUUGCUAAAAUGUUGAAGUAUAUUUUAAAUUGUGUUUUUGAAACAUUUGAUUUGAGGCUUGCAGUCUUUUGCCAAGUGGAGACACUGAAUUAUGUUGGUCUUGUAUUUUUGUUUUUUGGUUGUUUGGGGAUUGUUUUGUGUUUUUUACAUUUGAAAAUCACAUUGAAAUAGUAGCAUGAGUGUCUCGAGGGGGAGGUUAGUUAGUUACGAGAUGAAGUCCUCAGAAAUUCAGCUGGAAGCCUCUGAAAGUGGGCGCUGGCUCAGCAGAUAUUGGAUCGUUUAUCCAGGUGGCAGAAAAUGUAUUGAAAGAUGAAAAAUUUAAACAGAUUGUUUGCACUUUGGGGCAGCUUGGGGUCAUGUGAUUGGCACAAUGAAUAUUCAUAUUAAUGCUCAGUUUGUGUGUACAACCCAAGACGUGAAAAAAAGGUAUAAAACCGUUUUGGGUUGGGGGGGUUGGGUGGGGGGCCUAUGAGAUACGAAGAAGAGUUAGCAGUGUUACAUGAAGCAGCUUGGAAACUGUUGUUCCAUAGUGUCUUUUGGGCAGGCCGUAGUUGGUGGAACUCGCAGUGUGCUCUGCUAAGGAGAGAAUGUAGUAUUUUACAAGAAAUGGAGCCUCUCACGGUGCAUGUAGGAAAGACACUAGGACACUACAGUAUGAGACCCGGCGUGUCUGUGGGGAAACAGUCUGCACUUUGCCGCUUCAACUGCUGAUUGUAUAGAAAAGCCAAAGUUGUGUUCUGUCGCGAUGCGGCGCGCGCACGUGCGUCACAUCAUUGCAGCAUUAAUGGCUAGAAUGUAUUCAGUCGCUAACAUUGAUGACUCAUCUUUUUGCAUCAGUAACGUGUUUCUGUCCCUACACAGCAGGUCAUCAGCACAGAACGCAUUCCUUUGUUUUCUCUACGUGCCAAAUCGGACAGUAUCGCUGAUGUCUGCAAAAGCUGAUGCUUGAACAGUGUCAUGCAGUGAGGCAUAUUACAGACUUUUACAAUUUAAAAAAAACAAACAAAAAUACAAAAAAUAUUGUGGUAUGCACUUAAAGAAAAACUCUAGUUCUCAAUGCCUUUUUGUCCAGAAGGACUCUAUAAGAAGAACGUUAGCCUAGUAUGCAUGCAGCAUAACCAGUAUGUAUGUAAGAUGUACAUUUUGAAGCAGCAUUAAGCAGUAUGUAUGUACAGUUACAGUCUAGCCUUUUUUCUAUGGUAGGCUUCAUGUGUAGUGUUCUCUUUAAUAUCCAUGUACUCUCCAAACAAAGUGUGCGAGCGUGUGCGUGCUCCGUUCUGUACAGGUUGCAGAGCUUCAUUGGCGGGCUCCAAUGAAAACCCUACACACUGUGUGUAUGUACAUGUUCUGCCUCUGUGUGAUGACACUAGCAGCAAAGGUGUCUUUAAAUGUUUUAUAAAUCAUUUUCUCUCCUGGCUGGUUUGUGCCAGAGAAGAAAAACAAACAGACACACAAAAAUGCUGUUUUUUUGCAUCAUUUGCAAGGAAACAUAAAUGAGGGUAAACUUAGAUUUUUUUUUUUUCUUUUUCAUAAAUUAGUCGUUUUACUUGAAGCACCAUGAAUCGAAACCACAGCUGUAUUUUGUCAGUUUAGAUUUGAGGUGUAAGGGGUCUGUGUGUGUUGUACCGAUUGCUGAAGCAUUGGUACAGGUUGCCUGUUUGACACCCUCAGUAAAUGUUAGUGAUGCCCAGAAAUGCAUUUUCAGCUAAUGAAGAACUAAAGUUGCGCUUGAGUUCAAAUUUUCUGAGAUCAGGUGGCAGCUUUGACGUCACAGGGGAAAACGUAGGCGUCUUCUUUAGACCAUGCUCAUUUAAAACGUCUUCUAAUCCCUCAGCUUUGGUGCUGAAGUGGUGCAGUAACUGUUACCAUUUUCUCCCUGAACCGAUUUUUUUUUUUUUUCUAUCCUUUUAACCAUCACAUGGCUCAGCACAGGUUCAGAUUUACAAAUCAUGCCAUCACAGGAUCUGAUUUCUCUCCAUUUGUUUCAGUUUAACUGUAUGAUUGGGUUAUGUGCAGGGGACAGAGUAUCACAAAGAUACAUCUCUGUUGUUUUGCAAUCUUGCAGAGUCAGCUGACGUCAGAGAUGACUGUUGGUUGUCUUUAAACCCCCUAUGUGUCCAAAGAACCGAGAGCGGAGGGAAAAUGGUUCACUGUGACCAUAACAACACAAACACCAAGCGAAUGUAAAAGUCUGCAGCCUCUGUGAAGACUAUAGUGUGCUGCCUCUAGUCUGAGGUGUCUCUGUUACUGUUCCUAUUUGUUUACCUGGUGUUCAUGUUAUUGUGUCCACCAUCUUUUUAAUUGUAUGGAACCCGAUAUUUAGAAAUGAAGCAACGACGGUCCCUCUCUCUCUCGGUGAAUUGAACAGAUGUGGAAGGGUUUGAACACUUAGACUUGCAGGGAAUAAAAAUAUGGACAAAAUAUGUGAAAUAUUGAUCAUUUAUAUUCAAUUUGGAGGUUCGGAAGUGUCUCAGACUCUCACACAUGGCUACAUGCUCUGUGGUUUCAUUUUAAUACUUUUUUCUUUGUUUUUUGGUAUGCAGUACUAAUAUUUCCAUAACAUACCAUGUUGUCAGAACUCUAGCCUAUACUAUGAAUGAAUGUACGCCGGGCCAAUGUAUUGUUACUCACAGCCUACCUGCAUGAUAUUGGGUGAAGCUGAAUACUCUUCCUGCUGCAUUUUGUUUUCCUUUUUUUUUUUUAUAUUGUAGUCUAAUAGGCAGCCAUACAGACAUUUAUAAAUGAAUGCCUUAAGUUUGCUAGUUUCUAGGACAAGUUUGCCCUCACAGUAACCUGCUUUUUUAUUUAUAAAUGUAUGUUGUGUUUUGUUUUUGGGUCACUGGUCGAGGAGUAAAGGUUUGUACCCCGACUGACUGACUUACUGACUGACCGACUGACUGACUCAUCAUCUGAGUGUUCUGUGAAGAUGUACAAAUAAAUUUGUUAAAGAUUGA